CCUGUAGCCACGGGUGAGAGAGGAGGUUGUUACCGGAGCCUCCGAGCUUAGCGUGUGAGAGAGAGAGAAGGAUCUGGCCGAUACUUGUUGAAGGACUCUCCGAGCUUCGUAUCUGUGUGUCUAUUCCUCUUCCUGUCUCCUCCUAUUCUUCCUCCUCCUUCUCCUCCUCCUCCUCCUCCUGCGACUUUAUUCGAACACCUGUGAAUAUUGCUGGUGCCCCGCGUGGUCGAAUCGAUGGAGUAGUAGUGGUUGUGCGAAAGACUUGUAUUAUCAUCAUCUUUCGGUCGCGUUUCGUUUCGACUGAACAUCGUUUCUCUUUGAGCAAAAUUCGGGAAAGAUAUUAGACGACGAGGGAAUGAAUAAGAUGUGCUAAAUAUUUUUUGAAGUUACGGUUUUAUUGAAAGAGUGAUAAGGGGAAAAAAUACGAGCUAAAAUGUGAUAUCAAUUUGUUUAUAUAUGUGAAGACGGGAAGGAUUACAGUGUCCCAUUUCACAGUGGAAAUAGAUAAAAAAAUAAGAAUUAAAACAUUUGCGAAAACCAGAGACAAGAAACGACGUAUCCACAGACACAGUGGUCGACUAUAUAUAGCCUCCAUAUAAUUAAUUGGACUAAUUAUCUUUGGACAAGAGGGAUCACCAUCGGAGAUCAUCAGAGGCAGCGGACGGGUUUUGAAAGCGACAGAAAUGGCACUGAGGCAAAAUGGCUAGAAGGUUGAAUGAGGGUUAGCGGCUUCACUAACAACUCCUCCUUCGUAAUUGAUAUCCUUCCUUUCCUCGUUUACAAAUUCAUUCCAAAAUCUUAGGGGAAAAAAAAUCUUUUGGUAUAAAACCGCGCAUAAUUCAGUCUUCAGUUUUAACUCGGAAUAAUCAUCAGAAUCUAGUUUGUGUACGCGUCAAGAUAGCUUUAAUGGCAUUUCACAUUUUGUAAAUAAUUUUCAUCAGCAACUUCUGCUCUCUGCUGCUUCCCCUUUUCUCCUUCUUCUUCAUCUUCUCUUUCAUUCUUACGACCUUCCUGGAGUGUUGUAGCUCCUCGUGGUCCUCGUUUUUGCCCUCGCGUUCUUCAGCAGCCAUCCGUUGGAUCAUAUCAAAAUGAAGUGUUUCGGGGACAAGAGUCGCACAUACCACUGUAAAGUGGUGCUGCUCGACGAACAGGAACUCAUUCAGGAAAUUCAGGACACCACAACGGGGCAGGACCUGCUGGAAAGAGUCUUCCAGCACCUCAAUCUUAUGGAAACGGCAUAUUUCGGACUUCGCUACCUCGAUCCCAACCAGACGCACUGGUUGGAUCCUGCCAAGAAAGUGGUGAAACAAUUAAAAGCUUUCCACUGGACCAACAGGCCGGGCACCUCACCGUUCACUCUCUACUUCAGCGUCAAGUUCUAUGCGGCCGAUCCUUGCAAAUUGGUGGAGGAGAUUACGAGGUACCAGUUCUUCCUUCAGGUGAAACAAGACAUCCUUCAAGGACGCCUUCCUAUAUCUCAGGAAUUGGCUGCUGAACUCGGAUCCUACGCCGUUCAGUCCGAGUUGGGUGACUAUGAUCCCCGAAGACAUUCUCCUGGCUAUGUCUCCGAGUUCAGGUUCGUCACGACGCAGACGGUCGCGUUGGAGAACAAAAUAGCUGAGCUUCAUAAAAAAUUAGUAGGACAAGUUCCUUCUAAGGCCGAAAUGUGUUACUUGGAGAAAGUCAAAUGGCUGGACAUGUAUGGGGUCGAUUUGCAUCCAGUGCUGGGAGAAGACAACAUAGAAUACUUCCUGGGUUUGACUCCCUCUGGUGUCAUCGUUCUGAGAAACAAGGCCAAAGUGGGAAAUUACUUUUGGCCCCGAAUAUCGAAGGUUUACUUUCGUGGAAGAUUUUUCAUGCUACGUGUGAGAGACAAAAAUAAUUCAGAAAACACGUAUGGAUUUGAGACGCCCAGCAAAGCUGCCUGCAAGCACUUGUGGCAGUGUUGUGUGGAACACCACGCCUUCUUCAGGCUGACCCAAGCGUCCGGCAAUUCACCAGCAGCCAUCUUUUCACUAGGGUCUAAAUUCAGUGGCCGUACGGAAAAGGAAGCUGUACAGGAUGCAAAACUUGGAUCCAGAACUCAGCCAGAAUUCACAAGAAUGCCCAGUAGAAGAUACCAAAGACGUAUCGUGGAGGGGGCACAAGACAAGGCUUUCCGUUGCUGGAUAAUAACAAAAGCCCCAAGGGUUGAAGACAUUGAAGUCAAACCUGAAACUCGAAGUACUGUUCAACUUCCUACACCUGUCUCCACGGUAUCUCACAUGUACCGCAGCACCUCCAUGACACUGAGUCCUAGGAGUGAUUCACCUCGCAGCACUAGAUCAGCACCUUAUCCGGCUGGAGUUGCUAGCUCAGGAGGCACAGCCACAAUUUUAGGUAACCGGAAUGGAGACCAUAGACCUCGUGGCGAGUCGCCACGAUCAGUUCACUCGGCUGCUGCCACUUCAGAAAACUGCAGAGUGUCCCGGAGAACGUCCAGUGUAGAUAGCCAGUCAUCUGUGGAUUCUAGGGGACACCGGAGGCACCGGAGGAGUCGUGGCCGAUCAUCAGACGGAGAGAGUGAAGCCAGCAGCAAGGGAUCAUCUCGAGGUCAUCGACGACACCGUCAUAGGCACCAUUCAGACGAUUCGGACCAUCAUCGCCAUCGUCAUCGCCGUCGUCGCCACAAGUCUGGUAGUGCAGUAAAUGAUGCCCAGUGGGUGGAAGUAAAGGAAGAACACACACAGGUGCGAGGGCACACUGCCACCGUCCGUGAUUUAACUCAUAAGAGUGGGUAUCAGCCUUCUGGUCAUGACACAGAAGCAGACUCACAGCAUCACCAGCAUUCCAAUAAGAAACGGCAUAGAAAACACAGGUCGCGCUCACGGUCCCCCUCGGAGGCCAAGAACAGUAGGUUGCCAGAUGAACUUCGUCAGCAUCUUGACUUCAAAUUACAAAUGGCCCAAGGCUUGACUGAAGCAGAACUGAGAGAGAUUCCUUACACUAAGGUAGAGACAGCAAAAACCAUCAAAAUAAAGUACACCUCUCCUAAAACCAAGAGACACAAGAGUCCAAGGCGAUCGAAAAGCAACUCGAGCGACCGAAAGGCAGGCACACCCCCAGCAGAUGGAGAAUCUCCUCCACCACCAUACACACCUUCACCUGCUAAUAAGAACAAUACCCUGCCCAAAUCUAGCAUUAAAGAAAAUCCAGAAGAUCAUGAUAAGAGUUCAGAAAGAGAAGGAAUGGUGAAUGGGACAUUACAUCCUGCUGGUCCAAGGUCUGCCCAAGCCUCAACAAUGGCAACUACCUCCAACACUCAGUCAGGUGAAAGAGCUUCUGCUAACAAAAGAUGGAGUGACUCUGCGACUACCACUUCAGUAAAAACUUCCUCUUCUUCAACAUCAAAUGGCAAUUCUUCCUAUGGGUACAUAGGAAGUAGCACUCACAAACCAGUUAUGGUGAAUGGGCCUAGUGUCAAGGCUUUAGUAACAAGUAGUGCCAGCACAGCAUCUCCGACAUUAAGUCAUGAAGCUUCCAGUCCAGAUUCAUCAACAUUCAUGGAAGAAAAUGGGGGAAGUUUUGCUUCUGGUAAUGGCUUUGUAAAUUCAGCAUCCAAUGGUUUCAAGAGUGUUACAAAUGAGCGAGGCUCUCACUUCACAGCUGUACUUAAGCCCCAACCAAGUCCCCAGUCUUCAGUGACAUCUGGAAUCAGCGUUGGGAGCUCCAGCAGAUCUGGGUAUACUUCGACUCUUCCAAGACCAGGAUCUAACAGCAAUCCUAAUGAUGUGGGAAUUCCCCCUUUUUCUUCAUCUGUGACCUCUUCCUCACCAGCUCCCUCUGCUUCUUCUGUCUUUGGAGGUUGUGAAAGUUCAACAAUGUCUAGAAAUUUCAGCAAUAAACCUCACAUGAAAACUACUGGUUCUCAAACAAACAACUUGCGUACUACUGCCUCGCAAACUAACCAAUCUAACCCGGGUCAGAGGGCUUCCAGCAAAUCUUCAUCCAAUAAAACAGCUGAAACAAGUCAAGGCAACCAGACAGCAAAUGGGACUAACCUGGCACACUCUGCCCUGCACUGGAAGGUGUAUAAUUGGGAUGCAUACAGGGAGGAGGCAGAGUGGUCUAAUUCUCUAGGGCGCAGCAUCAAAAGUCAAGGCCAAGAGGGUAAUCAAGCAUCAACAGCGGUAGUGAGCGAUAAUGCAGUGAACGCUGUCAAAGUGAAUGGGUUCUUUAAUGGUCAUCACACGAAUGGAAGUGGGAGUAAAACCUCCUUAACACUCAAUGGCUUUACACCGAAAUCAAAAACUGCCCCUAUUUCAGGAGAGUUCAUCAAGAUAAAUGGUAAAGUGAAUGGUCACUCUAAUGGUCAUGUAAAAAGCACCAUGAACAGCUUUACAAGUGGUAAUUUUAUUAUAGGAGAUAAUGGACAUUUUAAAAACUAUAGUGGACAUAUGAAUGGAUUUUCAAAAGGGUUCUUUGGUGGGCACCCAUCUGACCAUUCUAAUGCUUAUAUGAAUAGUAGUUUUGAAAUAGAAAGUAAAAACAAUAAAAAUGUGACUUUCAAAAUACCAGCAGAAAAAUCUCACCUUCGAAUCAGUAGUGGAAACAUUACAGAUGGUCCCUUAAGUGGCAAUCAUGAAGAAAAUAAUUUGAAAAUGAAGAAUGAUAUGGGACUUUGUGCCCCAUCAAAAGUGUCACUGAAGCAGGGUGAAGUUACAGAUGAAAUUAGCACUGAACUGUGAUAGCUUGUUGUUCUUGAUGUAAAUAUAAUGUUUAUUUUGUUAUUGAUUAAUUUCCAUUGUAUAUGUGUAAAAGUGCCAAAUGUUGAGUGAAAUUUAAAAUUUAAUUUAAAUACAAUUAAGGUUGAGUUUUCUACAGAAUUUUAAAAUCAGUACAGCAGAAUUAUCACAGAAUAUAUAGGUACUACUGUAUUGGUGAGAGCUAAGUUUUGUAAAUAGGUGUAAAUAUAUCAUCCAGUAACUGUAAAAUGCAGUAGGUUUGGUUGGGUUAAGAGUUUCAUUAUGAGUAAGAUAGUUAACUAAGAUCAGUCUUUAGAUGCUACAGCUUAAUGUGGAACAAAUUACUAUGUGAGAAUCCUUUGUAGUUUAUUAGGCUGACCCAACCUUACCUUGAGCUAAUCUUGAUCUCAAAGAGCUCAUCAAUAAAUACCUACCAGCUCUCUCCCUUCCUUUCUGAAGAAAGGUAGGUGAAGAGACUGUUGAAGUAAACACGAGUAAAGCACUGUUUUGACUGUCGCGCUGCAUCGUAUAUCUAAUAAUAAAGAUGAGUUUUAAGUGUAUACAGAACUGUUACUAUAUAUGUUUCAAUUGUAAUGUCUUUAAUGUACUAACUCUUUCAAAUGGCAUUCUUAUAAUUCUGUUCAUUAGCUAAUUUUGAUAUUCACUGUUUUGCACAUUAUCAUCCAGAGAUAAAAAAAAAAUGUGUAUGGUGUGCUCCAUGCGUUCUAGUGAGGCGCCCCGACAUGUUUAUCAUUUAUCACGAGUGGCUGCGAGGAGUCAUUUUGUACACAUGCAAUAUUCAACAUUUUGUCUUGUUUUUUGCACUGUAAAUACACUGUAAUGUGCCCUCUACCAAGACACCUACCUACACUGAAAUAUUUGUUGGUGUCUUCAGGUUAGAUGAAGCACAUGCUUAAACAGGACAAAAUAUUUCACAGUUAAGAGUUUCAAGCCAUUGCACAAGCAAAUGAUUUUUGAAACUAACUGUGGAAGUUUAUAAUUUACUAAAAUUAGUGUUGCUAGAACCUGUUAAUGCUAAGUUUUACAUUCCAGAUUGUCUGUA
Molecule: messenger RNA, 5787 nt
Organism: Macrobrachium nipponense
Lineage: Eukaryota; Metazoa; Arthropoda; Malacostraca; Decapoda; Palaemonidae
Product: band 4.1-like protein 4A
Cellular component (GO): cytoskeleton
Source: RefSeq, a predicted model, not a curated record